AUCUCGAGCGUAGUAGAGUCUAUGCAAAGAACCGCCUAAUCUGGUUGAUACGCUCGCGGAAACUAUACAUUUCCAUUCUCGCCCGUCAUGGCGCAGCUUCUCCUUGACUUUGUAUACUCGUUCGGCAAUUGUUUAAAUUGCUUCCCCGGAUCGCCAACCCUCAAGAUUAAUAGCCGUUCGUUUAAGAUACUACGCUUGCUAGGAGAAGGAGGCUUUAGUUAUGUAUAUCUCGUACAAGACACGGCAACUGCCGAGCUCUUCGCGCUCAAGAAGAUCCGAUGUCCAUUCGGCGCCGAAUCAGUCCAGCAAGCGAUGCGAGAAGUCGAAGCAUACAAGACGUUCUCCCACACCCCCAGUAUCAUCCACAGCGUCGACUAUUCCAUCGCAAGCGAACGAAACGAUGCAGACGCAAAGACGGUAUACGUAUUAUUGCCGUAUUAUAGACGAGGCAACUUACAAGAUAUUAUCAAUGCGAACCUAGUAAACCACACCAAAUUUCCCGAACAUGAACUUAUGCGCCUCUUCCUGGGCAUAUGCAAAGCUCUCAAGUACAUGCAUCAAUACCGAGGCCCAGCAGGUGGGGAGCGCAUGGAGGCUAGCAAUGCAAAAGCUGGCGAAGAAGAAGGGGGGAGAAGCGGUAAGGGAAGACGAAACAAGGCCGUCGCGGCAGCAGAUGUGGACGACGAGACAGAACAAGCAAAACCUUUAAUGGUAGACGAACAAGUCGCAGCGCCUGGUGAGCGGAGAUCUUACGCGCAUAGAGAUAUCAAGCCAGGUAACAUCAUGAUUGAUGACUCGGGCUCGCAACCUAUUAUUAUGGAUCUGGGCUCUAUCUCGGAAUCACCAAUACCCAUCACAUCGCGCUCGCUCGCUAUUGCUCAACAGGACAUAGCCGCGGAGCAUAGCACGAUGCCUUACCGGGCGCCUGAACUCUUCGAUGUGAAGACAGGGACGGUCAUUGACACCAAGGUUGAUAUUUGGUCCCUAGGCUGUACCUUGUAUGCAUGUUUAGUUGGCAAAUCACCCUUUGAGAUGCGUAGCGACGAGACAGGUGGUAGUCUUAGCAUGUGUGUGCUAGGGGGAGAUUGGCGAUUCCCAGAUGAGAGGCCAAGAGGCCAGAAGAAAGGAAAGGCGCCGGCUGGUGCAGGCACAGAGGAGGGGGCUAUCAGCGAACCGAUCAAAGAGGUGGUGAGGAAAUGUCUAAAGGUUGAGCCGAGCGAACGGCCGGAUAUCGAAGAGUUAAUACAUAUAGUGGAGGAGGUUAUUGACGAGCUACCUGAGGAUGACGCAUAGAUGAUGAGGUUUGGGAAGAGCUAUUUUUGCUUGUGUAUAUUGUAUACUAUAACCUUCUGUGUAGGCGACUAGGGACAGGUCAUGACUUUUGAGGUACCCAUGACACUUACGGUACUGCUCUGAGAGCGAACAGGUUACGCGGGUAUACCCUCGACUUUAAA
This is a messenger RNA of Daldinia decipiens, 1454 nucleotides long. RefSeq names its product kinase-like protein. The transcript has 2 exons. Gene Ontology annotation, cellular component: cytoplasm; Golgi apparatus. The record is from RefSeq and is a predicted model, not a curated record. Lineage: Eukaryota; Fungi; Ascomycota; Sordariomycetes; Xylariales; Hypoxylaceae. Bases 88 to 1293 code for a protein of 401 amino acids. Gene Ontology annotation, biological process: protein phosphorylation; vacuolar protein processing; regulation of vacuole fusion, non-autophagic. Gene Ontology annotation, molecular function: ATP binding; protein serine/threonine kinase activity.